Molecule: messenger RNA, 453 nt
Organism: Chlorella variabilis
Lineage: Eukaryota; Viridiplantae; Chlorophyta; Trebouxiophyceae; Chlorellales; Chlorellaceae
Exons: 3
Coding region: 1-453 (150 amino acids)
Source: RefSeq, a predicted model, not a curated record
AUGUCGUCGCCCGCUGACAGGGACAGCGCAUCAGUGCCGUCCACACCGCAGACCGCCGCUGCCGCCCAGCCGCCAACGCAACGGUGCCAGCAAGGCGGCCCCAGGCAACAGCAGCCUGCUGCGGCAGUGCAGCUGAGGACCUGCAGGCGCUGCAAGCAAGCGUUCGAUCCGUCCACCAAUGGGCCGCACAGCUGCCGCUACCACAGCGCACUGUGGACGGGGGGAGAAGUCAGCAAGGCGCUCGGCUUCUGCCGCCAGAGCGACCGGCCAGAGCACCAGCUGCGGGUGGUGGUGGGCAAGACGGGGCUCAUCCGGUUCUGGGACUGUGAGCAGGGGCUGGGCCCAGUGCUGCUGCUGGUGCAUGGCACAGUGAGCAGCUGUGGAGCAGACUUGGAAGACGCGCCAGGCUGCUGCACCAGCAGGCACGUCACAUACGAUGACCCAGACGACUGA